This is a messenger RNA of Orcinus orca (killer whale), 567 nucleotides long. RefSeq names its product transmembrane protein 52B (gene TMEM52B). Lineage: Eukaryota; Metazoa; Chordata; Mammalia; Artiodactyla; Delphinidae. The record is from RefSeq and is a predicted model, not a curated record. The coding region runs from base 1 to 549 and encodes 182 amino acids. The transcript has 5 exons.
AUGAGGGUGCAAUCCCGAGCCCUGAUGGCUUCUGCCCUGGUGUAUUUCAUCCAGCUUCCUUGGGCAAGAUGUGAGGAGAACUGUGUCAAUCCUGAACAUUGCCUGACCACAGAUUGGGUACAUCUCUGGUAUAUAUGGUUGCUGGUGGUCAUUGGGGCGCUGCUUCUCCUGUGUGGCCUCACUUCUAUGUGCUUCCGCUGUUGUCUGGGUCACCAGCAAAAUGGGGAAGACGAGGGCCGGCCACCCUAUGAAGUGACGGUCAUCGCUUUUGACCAGGACAACACGCUCCAGAGCACGAUCACUUCCCUGCAGUCAGUGUUUGGCCCUGCGGCUCGAAGAAUCCUGGCCGUGGCUCACUCCCCCAGCUCCCUGAGCCAGCUGCCGUCCUCCCUGGACACCCUCCCAGGGUAUGAAGAAGCUCUUCACAUGACUCGCUUCACUGUUUCCAGGUGUGGCCAGAAAGCACCUGAUCUACCCCCAGUGCCAGAAGAAAAGCAGCUGUCCCCAACGGCAAAGGAAUCUCCUCCAAUAGAACACUGUUCUAAUUGAUGGGAACUCUGGUUUCAU